This is a messenger RNA of Rhineura floridana, 2978 nucleotides long. RefSeq names its product transmembrane protein 45B-like. The transcript is spliced from 6 exons. The coding region runs from base 99 to 956 and encodes 285 amino acids. Lineage: Eukaryota; Metazoa; Chordata; Lepidosauria; Squamata; Rhineuridae. The record is from RefSeq and is a predicted model, not a curated record.
GAACCUGCCUGCUGCAGUUCACCCUCUGAGUGUGACCUGGACAGGAUCAGCUGGGCCUUCAUAAACGAAGUAGCCACAACACCGGCUCAAGCGCAACAAUGCCAAGUUUCGCUGGCAACACCCUUCGUGGGAGCUUCUUCCUGAUGCUUGGCUUGUGGUGGUCCAUCAAAUACCCAAUAAAGUACAUUCUUCAAAAGCUGAAUUCAGACAACCCUCCCAGCCGAUGGAAUCAGUGUAUGGAUAUUAUCGAAGGGACAGCCAAAGCAUUCUUUGCUCUAGGAGGGAUACUGGCUGAGCAGUUUGUCCCUGAUGGACCCCACCUUUCUCUCUAUGAUAACAAGACCCAAGACUGGGUGCAGCUGAUGCACUGGCAGCAUAUGACCAUGUACCUGUUCUAUGGCUUUUCUGGCGUGGUGGAUGUUCUCAUAUAUACACCACUCAAGUUGCCUGUGGGGUUAGAUCGCCUCCUGGUGGCUCUGGCAUUGUUUGCAGAAGGCUUCCUGUUCCAUUUCCAUGACUAUAAGGAUGCCAUAUUGACAGAACACCUCUACUCUCUCAUGAAUAUCGCUAUAUUUGGAGCUGCCCUUUGUGCCUUGCUAGAAGUGUUCCAACGAGAUCAUACCCUCCUGCAGCUCUUCAGAGCCAGCCUUUUCAUUCUCCAAGGAUCCUGGUUUUGGCAGAUUGGAUUUGUCCUGUAUCCACCAUGGGGAGGUCCAGGCUGGAAUCAAGAGGACUACAGAAAUAAGAACUUCCUAACCAUGUGUUUCUUUUGGCACUAUGCAGUUGGUCUUCUAGUGAUGGCAGUCAACGGCUUUGUUGGUCACCGCUGCAGUCGUGGGUGUGGAGUCAACUAUGGAAAUUUUGACGUGGAACUUGACUUGACAUGUUGCCUCUGGAAGAAGAAUCGAACCCCGGAUCCUGUCCUCCUACCAGACAACAGUUCAGAAGAAAAAUGAAAAGUGUACCAACGUUCUUGAGCACAUUGUUCCCUAUUCUUCAAGCGCUUUUAAAGUUGACAAGAUUUUAGUCCCCAUUUUACAUCAAGUGUACCCUUUAUAUUAAAACAACUACUGUAGCUAAUGGUGAAAGGGGAGUAUCUGUAAGUAUCCUUUCACACAGUGGAGGGUGGUCCAUUGGGGCGAGUGUAGCAUUGCCCCAUCAGCCUCAGUCUGCUCUCAGCCAACCCUCACCUGCCUACCUUAUUUAUUUAUUUAUUUAUUAUUUCAAUUUAUAUACCGCCCUUAGCAGAAUAGCUCUCAGGGCGGUGAACAAACAAGAUAAAAUACAAUAUAUCAUAAUAAAAAUCAUAAAAACAUAUACAAACAAACAACAAAAAAACACUACAAAAACACAAUACGACAAAAAUUAAAAAUAUGGAUUAAAAGAUUAAAAUGGUUAAGAAAAUUAAAAUGCCUGGGAGCAUAAAAAGGUCUUUACCUGGCGCCGAAAAGAUAGAAGUGUAGGCGCCAGGCGUACCUCUUCGGGGAGGCUGUUCCACAACUCAGGGGCCACCACAGAAAAGGCCCUAGAUCUAUAGAGUAACCACCCUCCGGGCUUCCUGAUGGGUUGGUACCCGGAGGAGGGCCUUAGAUUCUGAACGAAGUGAACGGGUAGGUUCGUAUCGGGAGAGGCGUUCCACAAGGUAUUGAGGUCCCACGCCGUGUAAGGCUUUAUAGGUAAGAACCAGCACCUUGAAUCUCGCCCGGAAGCAAAUAGGAAGCCAGUGCAGACGCGCCAAGACAGGUGUUAUAUGCUAAGACCAACUGGUGCUCGUCAGUAGUCUGGCAGCUGCGUUCUGCACCAGCUGAAGCUUCCGAAUUGUCUUCAGGGGCAGCCCUACGUAGAGCGCAUUACAGUAAUCCAAUCUUGAAGUUACCAGAGCGUGAACAACGGAGGUGAGGUCGUCCCUGUCCAGAUAGGGGCGUAGUUGGGCUACCAGACGAAGAUGGUAAAACGCAUUCCAUGCCACCGAGGCCACUUGGGCCUCGAGAGACAGGGAAGAGUCGAGAAGAACCCCCAAACUACGUACCUGUUCCUUCAGGGGGAGUGUAACCCCAUCCAGAACAGGGUUAACAUCCACCAUCUGAGCAGGGAAGGCAUUCACCAACAAUGUCUCGGUCUUGUCUGGAUUGAGUCUCAGUUUAUUAGCUCUCAUAUUACCUUCUUACUAACAGCCAGGUACAGGGGGUGGCACUGCCUGUCAGAUUCCUCCUCCUCAGUCUCAGCAGGGAGGAGGAUGGGGGCAAAACUCGAAUUAGUUAGCUCUGUUUGUCAUUGGCUCUGGUUCCACCUUCUGUUGGGCUCCCUGCCUUCUGCCCCACCUGCCCCAAUGGGCACAAGCCCCCACUGCUCAUGUAUAGCAAACAUGCUCAUCCCAGCUCCUUCCCUAAAAAGAUUUUUAAAAUCCUGCACCACUGGGGAGGGAAUUUAUAUUCCUGAGGCUCAAAGUGGGCACUGGGAGAUGUCCUACUAAUGAACUUUUUAAAAAUAGCCAUAAAUACAUUAAUUCUGAUUAUCUUUGGAAGACUUUGUGUUUACAUUACAUGGGAUGUGCAAUUUUGUAAUUAGAUUUUGUCACAAGCAUUGGGCUGGAUGUCAAAUUGCCCUGGUAAGAUGAGUUGCAAAACCUUUUAGACAUGAAUAUUAUCAACAUAUUCUGGAAUCCGUUAGAGCUACAGCCAUAUCUUGCAAUAUAGCUGGUCAGAUCAUUGUUCUGACUGGUAUAUUUGAUAUUUUAUUGAAAUUUAUGUAAGCCGUUUGAUACAUAUAUGUGCAUAUGUAUAUACAUGACUUGCUGAUAAAUAUCUCAUUUUUAAGAAAAGGUUAAUUUUCUGUGAGUUUUUCAAGGGAACAGUCCAAGUGUCAAACCUUGAUACCUCAUUCAGAUUCCACAUAGGUACUGGUAACAAAGGUAUUAAGUACUAGUACUAGUACUAGUAGUAGUACUAGUGUGUGUGUGUGUGUGUGUGUGUGUGUGU